UGACCACCAGUGUGGAUGUGCGGGGAUUUGUCAAAAAGUCAAUCGAAUGUGCCGAAAGGAGUCCCCGAUAAUGUUGUGAAUGAAAAGGACAUUCUUUACAGUACCGAUUUACAUUGAUUGGAGCGGGAAAGCAGAUCAACGUCAGGACGAUGACGGCAGAGUGUGUGUGGAUUGCAGUCGAUCGCUGUACCGUCCUGUGAUGUCUGCGAAGAAAAUUUCAUUAUUUGCCAAGUGGUAAGCGAUAAACGUGAUCGUACGGUGGUUGUAAUGAUAAUUCGAAUGCUGAAGAAGAUUAUUUUGUAUCGAAUUGGUGUCGAUCGAAUGGGCAAUAAGACGAAAAACGACAGAAAAUUGCAGAUUGCUCACGACAUAUUUUGCAUGGUGCUGGUGGUAUAAAUUUUGCAGCAGUAAGGUCCUGUGAGAGCCACGGAGGGUUCACGAGAGAACCAGAGAGCGAGUGAAAUAAGCGUUCGAUUUGUGGGGACGGACAAGACAUAAAUAAGUGUUGAAUGCGUUCUAAAUGAAUAAUUGACAGUUCUUCAGCCAAUAUCCUUCAGGAGCAGAUCAGAUUGUUGUGCACAAAUAUAAAAACUCAACGGACUCCUGGAGUUAGGAGGCAGAUAUCUGUGAUAGCAUCCUGCCAGUAUGAUCGAUGAAAUCGUUGAUCGGAUCAUGCAGUUUUUCGCCACUGGUUUGGUGGAAAAAGUCAUCAAAGCUUUACUGGUCCUGUGUGACCGCUUCGUAAACUUUAUCUUAUCACUCUGCGAAGGAAAUAACUAUAAGAAAAAGGAUGAAACAGUGGACGUAUUGUACACCAGUGGGAAUUUUCUUGUCAUAAAUAAAAAGCACGAUUUACUGAUAAAUUCAAACGAUACUAAAAAGAAAACCGUACAGACGAUCAUGCGAAAGCAAUUUCCAGAGUACGUGCAGGACAAUCUAACACACGACUUUUAUUUUGCUCAUCGGUUGGAUUUCGCAACGAGUGGGAUACUGUGCAUUCCACUGAACAAAAAUGCCUGUAAAGAAGUGUGUCAGGUAUUCGAGGAGCAGCGGGCUAGAAAAUAUUAUCUGGCCUUGUUACGAGGCCACACAGAUUUCGACGAAGAAGUUAUUGAUAUUGCGAUUGGCGAAGACAUCCGCUUCAAAGAUACCAGCAAAAAGAUGUGCACCAUCUUAGAGGACGAACUGUGCCAAAACCCGCGCCGGAGCAUCACCAAAGUGCUGGUGUUAGACCGGGGCUAUUACAAUGGAAAACCAGUUACCAAAGUGCUCUUGCGACCAAUUACUGGCCGACGCCAUCAGCUACGGCUCCAUUGCUCCCAGAUUGGGCAUGUAAUCGUGGGAGACUACACGUAUAGUCUGAAAAUCGAUACUUCACCACCACGGAUGUUCCUGCAUGCGUUCCGCUUAGUGUUGCCCAAUUCGUACGAGAAUAUCGAUAUUCAAACAGAUGACCCGUUCACGGAGAAGGCACUCAAGCACAAGUGGAAGGUGGCCGAGCAGGUGAACGGAAUUGGAACCGCGUUCGAUCUGAUAGAUUCUUUUUAACAUUUGUGGGAACCAUGUAGUUACCUGCGUAGAACCCAUACGUUUUCGUUUCGGCUGGAGCAGUUUCGUCGGCGUUUAAAUGUAAAUAUUCGAUCGUUUUCGCGAAUUUAUUCACUCUAGGUAUUCCUGUCCUCUUCGCUUUCGCCCCAGAGCAGCGAUUGAAGGGGACAAUCCGUUCUUUCGAAUCUGUGUUGAUUUGUUAUAUGUAUGAAAAACAGUAACUAAACAAAAAAUGCAGACUUACACACAUAAACACACAAACAUGAACAUAGCAAUGAAGUAUCAUCAUCUUGUCAUUUAGGUGAUGAUGCAAUGACGGAUAUUACUAAGAAUUACCCGCUUCCCCAAUUUUUGUGGGUGACGUGGGACUGCAGAUAGUACGUGGUCUAGUGCGUUAACGUAGUGUUACAAUUUCCGAUAGGCUAUUCCUGCCUAGUUAAUUUUUUUAUUAUAAGAAAUUUGUAACAACUUGUACCAAAGACACUAUUUUCUUCUUUGAAUUCCAUAAGAACAAUUAAUGAACAAAUCGUAGCUUUCGUAUAUUUUUGUUAUUGCAUUUGUUUUAUCAUUAUUCACAGACCGAAGUAGUUUUAUUCGUAUACUAGCUCGAAAUUUUCAAUGAUUUAUAGGCAAUUACUCGAUUGGAUUCGACUUUGACAGUUCAUUUAGAUAAUUUUUACGUUCCUAGAAAUGCAGCACUUUCUUACUAUGAGCGUCUCUGGUUUUUCAUUAAACUCAUAGACGAAAAUGGCUUUUGAAGUUUAGGUCUUAAAAUAAAAUUGCUUAAACUAGUGAAAUUCUGAUCUGUUUCAAUGUAAACACUUUGUUUAAGGUUCGAACUGUGGCUAUUUUGUAUAUGUGACGAAUCAAGCCUAUCGAAACAAAAUGCAAAGUGUCAUUAGCCACAAAUACACAAGUAAAAGCUCUGAGCAGAACUAGUUACACAUUUAAUCUUAUUAUUAAUUUAAGUUUAGAAAUAUUUACCUAAAACAAAGAUGAAAAAUCUAGAUAAUAAAGCGCGAAAUGUAGAAAAUAUCGAAGAUAAAUACAGUUUAGAUACAAGGAUAGAUAGUGAUUUACGUACUUAACGAAUUAGAGUGGCGUUAAAGACUGUUCUGAAACCGGGACCGUAUCUUUUUUUCUUCAAUCGUUCAUACUACAACAAAAAUUAACACGCGCUUCCAAAUAGCCCAAUGAUAACUUUCAGAUUAACAUGUUUUUAUAUAUCAUGCAUACAUGCAUAAACAAGCUGGGGAACUACCUUUUAAUCAAUAAAAUAUUUUCUGGUUUGAAGUAUUGAACUAAAAUGUAAGCAGACCAAUAAAUAUAUUAAAUUCAUAAUAUGUGUGAAAUUGGGAUAGCAAAACAUGUUAAUCAAUGCCCGUACAAAAAUUCCACUGAACAAUUCAAGCCAAUGUCAUCGUUCAACAAACUAAUGGUUUCUUUAAUAUUGAUAAUUUGUUGAAGUGUUUUAUUAAAUUUUCUCAACGCUAAACCGAUUCAUCUGCAGUGAUGAAGAACACGUCAGAUUUUCCUAAACUUGUACUUGUAAACUUAACAAAAAAUGAAACAAUUCUCGAUCCCGCUAACGGAAAUGUCUACGCCAAUACUCGAAGCAAAACAAUUCCAAUAAUAAAUACUGAUCUUUCAUCUUUACUACGCCAAUCAUGAAGUUAUUCAGAGUAAACUAAGAACCGUGGAAACGUUUUCGCGGAGAGCGUCGUUCAUAGUUUGCACACACAUGGUUCACCUUUCGCAAGUCGCCAGCAUUGAAUGAACAAAUUUAACAUUAGUCUAGUUUGAAUCCAAUCAACGCAAACGAAUGAAAGUAAUGUAGAUAAAUAGAAAUCACAACAAUGUCGCCUAACACUACUUUUGAUAUAAAAACUAUCGGAAAUAAGGCCAUUAUUGUAUCGCCUGAAAAAAAAACAUUCGAAUAUGCUAUACUUUCCCAUUUGUCAACUAUUCAAAAUAGCUUGCAAUUAUACAGGAAUUUUUUUAGCAGUGAAUUAAAUAAGUUAUUUCCACUGAUUCUCAAUAUUUUUGAUUUAAUUAAGCGAUCAAAUAGAUGAUUUAUUACUGUGGGUACAGCAAAUAGUUGAUUUGUUCAAAGUUCAUUCAUUACUGUUAAAACUGCCGCAGAUAUACGAAGCCUAGAAGUUCGUAUUGUUUUUCAUUUCUUGUUCUAUACGUUUGGUGAUGAUUAUGAUCUUAGUCACACUGCCAUGAUUGGAUUCUUUUAAAAGAUGUUUCAACGCAAAGCGAAGGAAAUCUCAGGAACAAAUUUUAAAUUUUCAGUACAAUGCGGCAAUUUUGAUUACAUACCUUGUGAAUUGCGUUCGCACAUAGUUCGAAUAUGUUUUCCUUUCCGUUCUAGUGCUUUUACGAUACAAUCGAAUUGUUAGGAAGCUUAUCUUCAUAUAUCAAAUUUGUUAAAUGGAACCAAUAUUUCUGCCUGUAAACACAAACAAUAGAAUAGUUAUCAUACAAAAAAACAAUCGUACGUAAAAGUAUAUUAAGAACAAUUCUUUGUUUUACUAUCGAGAAAAGACAGAAAAUAAAAUGAAGCUUUUUUGAAGUCAUUGA
Molecule: messenger RNA, 4134 nt
Organism: Malaya genurostris
Lineage: Eukaryota; Metazoa; Arthropoda; Insecta; Diptera; Culicidae
Product: RNA pseudouridylate synthase domain-containing protein 1-like
Exons: 3
Coding region: 646-1548 (300 amino acids)
Biological process (GO): pseudouridine synthesis
Molecular function (GO): RNA binding; pseudouridine synthase activity
Source: RefSeq, a predicted model, not a curated record